AUGGCUAGCCAUGGCACCGUGCAAAGACCAUCCACCACCACCUCAACAUCCCCAACUCUCCCAACAACUCAUCCCCAUGAACCGAAAGACUCAACACCAAGAGUGAGACUCGAAUUCAGCCUCUGUUUUCCCUUCAACAUCCCCAAGACCCCAGAAGCAGCCGCGGCCCGAAUCAUCAGAAACUUGAGUUACUACAGAUUGUACUACACACUUUUCAUAUGGAUCAUACUCUUCAUAACCCUCUUGCCGAAGCGUAAGCUCUCGUUGCUUUUCUUGAUAGCAAUGACUGCUCUGACCUGCUCGUUCCUUGCGGUGAUGAGGUUAGUACCUGCUGAUUCUGUUGUCCUGCAAUACAAGAUCAUUGAUAGGAGACUGGUCCUGGCUUUGCUGGUAAUUGCGACCAUGGUUGAGCUCAUAGUCACACGUGCGGCCAUACAUCUCUUUGUGACUUUGGCUUGUGCGACUCCAGUGAUUUUGGUGCAUGCAGUUUUCAGGGUUAGAGAUGAUCUUUGUGUUGAAGAGAAGGCUUCUGCUGCUGGUGAAUUGGUUCCACUCAUAAAAAACACUGAACCCAAGUUAUCAGAUUCCGUGUGA
This is a messenger RNA of Rosa chinensis, 594 nucleotides long. Its product is annotated as PRA1 family protein F2. The transcript has a single exon. The record is from RefSeq and is a predicted model, not a curated record. Bases 1 to 594 code for a protein of 197 amino acids. NCBI's taxonomy places the organism in Eukaryota, Viridiplantae, Streptophyta, Magnoliopsida, Rosales, Rosaceae.